UACGGAAUAGUUACAAUGAAGGCGAUCCUUCUAGCACUCGUGUGUUUAGGUGUAACAGCCGCGAAACCGACCGGUGAUGAAGAUGUCGUAGGUUCAGUCAUCGGUGUGGUGAAGAAUUGUGCUGAAGAAGAUGUUUCUUUGUGCCUCAAGGAACGAGCACUCAAAUACGCAGAGAAUUUGGCAGCGGCUAGAGAAGUAAGCAUCACUGAUGGGAUCAGCCUCAUUGGAACUGGAUCUUCAAGGUCGGCGAGGUCAUUUGAACCUUUAUCCGAGGAACCAAGGGCCAGAGAGAACCAGGUAGAAGGCAGACUUAUUGAUACCGCCCUUGACUUCUUCGAGAACCAUGUCAUACAGUUGAGAGUACCAAAGGGCGCGGUUGAAGACGUCAAAAGGUCACUUGAGGAAGGCCGUGGUAAGAAGAAGAAGUUGAAACAACUCCUUCCCAUCUUUGCCCUUCUGCAGUUGAAAAUCCAAUCUCUCAUUCCACUCUUCCUUGGCAUCAUAGCCUUUGCAGCAGUCAAGGGAUUAAUGCUGGCUAAAGCCGCGUUACUUGCAUCCGCUCUUCUAUUACUCAAGAAAUUAUUAUCUAAAAAUGAACAUCACGAGAGCUACGAAGUGGUUGCCCAUCCUCAUCAUGAUGAACACUUCAGCCAUGGUAGUGGUCACGGUGGAUGGGGAAGGUCUCAAGAUGCACAGAAUCUCGCCUACAGUGCAUACUCCAAUUAAACCUAAGAUAUUCCAAAUUAGGUACUAAGUCUAACGGACCUCAAAUUUUGAGAAUUAAUUUAUUGUUAUUUAUUUAAAUUAUUUAGUGAAACUAUACCUUAACUAUUCUUACGCAUCAUCAAAAGCUAAAACACUACAUUGUACCUGUUUUAUUAUAAAGUACAAAAUGUUAUUUUAAGUUUUUUUUUAGCUUAAUUUUGUUCUAUUUUUUUCACAUUCAUUUGUUUUUUUGUUUUGCUUUUAUAAUUAUUUAUGCCUUUUGUAAAUAUGUUUCGUAUUAAUAUUUAUGUAAAAUAUUAUUUUUUGCAUCUUCAUUUAUUCAUUAUAAAAUAUUUAUUCGCUAUUAAGUAUUUAUAUUUAUAUAUGUAUGUUUAUAUGAUGAUGCUCUUCUAAUUUAUAACUUCGCUUUCACUUUUCGAAUUAACUUUAUGAAUAAUUCAUAAAUUAAUAAACAUUCAUAAAUUAUUUUUUAUUAAAUUAACAUAAUAACUAAAGUCAUUUAAAUAUCAAGAAAUAAAUAUUU
Papilio xuthus (Asian swallowtail) is the source of this 1249-nucleotide messenger RNA. The record is from RefSeq and is a predicted model, not a curated record. Lineage: Eukaryota; Metazoa; Arthropoda; Insecta; Lepidoptera; Papilionidae.